AUGGCUACUCUUCUUGAUACACCUGCUCACUCAGAAGCCAUUGGUUAUUCGUUCUCUAAACAGAGUAGCUCCAACAAACAACACGGUUUCUACCCGUACACAGACAAUGGCGGCUCUACAUUGGGAAUCACGGGCCCUAACUUCGCAAUUUUGGCCGGCGACACACGUUCCGUUUCCGGUUACAACAUCAACACACGCUUUGCACCAAAAGUAUUCAAAAUCGGGGCUGACGAUGCAGGCGAAGGAGGCCAUAUUAUCUUAUCCGUCGUUGGAUUUUCCGCUGAUGGUCAAGCGUUGAAAGAACGGCUCGAUGCAAUCGUUAAGAUGUACGAGUAUCACCACGGCAAGCCCAUGUCUGUCAAGGCUUGUGCUCAACGUUUAUCGACCAUUUUAUAUUCGAAGCGUUUCUUUCCUUACUAUGUCCAUGCCAUAUUAGGCGGCCUGGAUGAAGAUGGCAAGGGUGCUCUCUACAGUUAUGACCCCGUUGGCUCGUAUGAGAGAGAGUACUGCCGUGCGGCCGGCGCUGCUGCCAGUUUGAUCAUGCCGUUUUUGGACAACCAGGUGAACCUUAAGAAUCAGUAUGUUAAAAGCGCUGAACGCGGUGACGAACUGGUUCCAAGAGUCCCAGAGCCUUUAUCAAGAGACACAGCUUUAGAACUGGUUCGCGAUGCGUUUACGAGCGCCGUGGAGAGACAUAUUGAAGUUGGCGACGGAUUGCAGACUAUGAUCAUUACGAGCGAUGGGAUACAAGAAAUCAUCACUCCUUUAAAGAAGGACUGA
This is a messenger RNA of Uncinocarpus reesii 1704, 780 nucleotides long. Its product is annotated as proteasome component C5. NCBI's taxonomy places the organism in Eukaryota, Fungi, Ascomycota, Eurotiomycetes, Onygenales, Onygenaceae. Gene Ontology annotation, cellular component: proteasome core complex. The record is from RefSeq and is a predicted model, not a curated record. The coding region runs from base 1 to 780 and encodes 259 amino acids. The transcript is spliced from 2 exons.